This is a messenger RNA of Spizellomyces punctatus DAOM BR117, 486 nucleotides long. RefSeq lists its product as uncharacterized. The coding region runs from base 1 to 486 and encodes 161 amino acids. The record is from RefSeq and is a predicted model, not a curated record. The transcript has a single exon. NCBI's taxonomy places the organism in Eukaryota, Fungi, Chytridiomycota, Chytridiomycetes, Spizellomycetales, Spizellomycetaceae.
AUGGCCAUCCACAAUUGGCGACUGCAUAGUCAGGACGGGAGUAUGACUAUCCCAGGGACAGUCAACAUGGAUGAUACGAGCAGUUUGCGAUCGGCGUCAAUGUCAGUUGGGAGCGGAACUAUAUCCCCUAUUCGGGGCAGUAUUACAGCGUUGUACCAUUGGAGAUUGGGAAAACACCGGGGUGGUAGUGAAAUGGAUAGUUUGGAGGAAUCCCGAUCAAGAGUUUUGUCGUCUGUUGAUGGGGAAUUGAUCUCUCCUGUUUUGUCAUCAUCUUCUAUGAGGGUCGUAGCAGAUGGGAACCUCCCCAGCCCCGUUCCACAUGCCCCUGCAAUAUUGCCGCCUGUCCAGACGACAGAGAGAAUGUUGGAUGAAAUGGAUGUUGGAAGAAUGGUUGGGUUGUCUGCUCUUUCGAAUCCAGAGACUGAGAGGGAUGUGAGCAAUGAGGCAGAUGGUAUCGCAAGGAACGUCUCCGUGGUUGCAUCCUAA